Molecule: messenger RNA, 519 nt
Organism: Suillus subalutaceus
Lineage: Eukaryota; Fungi; Basidiomycota; Agaricomycetes; Boletales; Suillaceae
Exons: 1
Source: RefSeq, a predicted model, not a curated record
UUCCGGUGCCUGACUUGCAGUGGUGAACAUGGAUGGUGCCAUACCUGUGUCCUCAAAGCCCAUCAAUCAUUACCAUUUCAUAAACUACAACUGUGGAAUGGAACAUGCUUUCAAGAUACAUCGCUUUCAGAGCUUGGGUAUAUUUGGCAUAUGGGUCAUGGGGAUCACCCAUGUCCAUUCUCUCAAGAUGUCACACAGGAAUGGGAGGAUGUUAAUGAGAAUAUAGAUGAGAGUGAAAAGUAUGCUGGAGUUGAGACAGUUGUAGGUCCAGCUCUGAGGACCACUGCCCUGACUAUCGUGCACUCCACAGGAGUAUUCAUACACAACGUGCAGUGGUGUCAUUGCCCUGAAUCCUCUGUCCAUCAACAGCACCUUCAUUUGCUCAAAGCACAGCUGUUUCCUGCCAGUACAACCCGUCCUCAAACUGCCUUUACCUUUGAGGUCCUGGACCAUUUCCUCAUAGAUGCCCUGGAAUGCAAAACUUCUGCCAUGAGCUUCUUUCAAAAGCUUUGUCAGUGA